Messenger RNA from Euleptes europaea (tarantolino), 1525 nucleotides. It is a transcript of the gene ODR4, whose product is annotated as odr-4 GPCR localization factor homolog. Gene Ontology annotation, biological process: intracellular protein localization. Gene Ontology annotation, cellular component: endomembrane system. Lineage: Eukaryota; Metazoa; Chordata; Lepidosauria; Squamata; Sphaerodactylidae. The record is from RefSeq and is a predicted model, not a curated record. The transcript has 13 exons. Bases 1 to 1347 code for a protein of 448 amino acids.
AUGGGAAGAAGCUACUUUGUGGAAGAAACUGUUGGACAAUAUCUGUCAGAGCUCACCACCAAAUCUAAGCCUUUUAUCACUGGCCUUUUAGUAGGGCAGUGCUCCCCACAAAGAGAUUAUGUUAUCCUAGCCAUUCAGACCCCUCCAAAAGAUGAAGAGAACAAAAACAAUGCCGGAUCCAGUUCAGAGUUGUCGAACAUUGAUGAGGAAUGGACAACAGCACAUGCCAACCAGGUGUCAAGAAUGCUUCCUGGAGGACUAUUAGUUCUUGGUGUAUUUACUAUUGCAAUUCCAGAGCUGUCAAAAGAAAUCCAAAGUACUCUGCGCACGCUUGUCUUCUCAGUAGAAAAAUCUGUAGCUAGAAAAAGGCUGUGGAGCAUCUCGGAGGAAGAUGUGUCUGACCGGGUGGUUUUUCAUCUUUGUUCUGCUACAAAGAAGUAUCUUUGUCGCACGUAUGACAUACAAGAUCCAAAAAGUACAGCUAAGCCAGCAGACUGGAAGUACCAGAACGGUCUAUCCACUUCUUGGCUAUCUUUAGAAUGCACAGUUAAUGCUAACAUACACAUCCCGCUAUUGGCUACUUCGGCUUACCACGAACUAGAGAAAAACAUACGGAAUGGAUUAACUCGGUGGGCCAAGCAGAUAGAGGAAGCUGUCAUUUUGAUCAAUGGCCAAGUCAAGGAGGAAGAUGCUGACUUAAUGGAUGGUCAGAAAAAGUCUGGAAGAGGAACCAUGCAGUCAACUACCCAGUCUCUUGAAGCCAGGAUUCUAACACAGUUGUCACAGAAGUCAAACUCCAGAUCUACAGCAACUGUCCAGAUAUGCAGUGGUUCCAUAAAUCUCAAAGGUGCUUUAAAAUGCAAAGCUUACAUCCAUAAUAACAAGCCAAAAGUUAAGGAUGCUGUUAAGGCCUUGAAAAGAGACAUAAUAAGCACACUCUCUGAUCGGUGUGAAAUCUUGUUUGAAGAUCUGCUUAUGAAUGAAACGUCAGGAAAGAAAAGUCCAGAAAGGAGGUAUCAUGCCUUGCCUGGCAGAGUAUUUGCCCCCGUCGCAGGGUCCUGUGUGCUGGUUUGUGACUACAAGUUUGGCAAUGAGACAGUCGGGGAAAUCCAAGAGCGUUUUCUUGAAAUGCUGGAUCAAGCUGUCCAAGCUGAGGAAUUACACACAGUAGAGGAAAUGAGCACAGUUGAAGUAAUCCCACCGAAGGAAUUUCCAGAUGACAUUCAACACAAACGGUUGACAAAAGAAACACUGCUGCUGAAACUUCACCAAAACAUAGGAAUAGUGAUAGCUGUGGCUGUUGCUAUAUCAGCUGCAGCCUUCUCCUUUAACUACUUCAGCGACUAGACUUCUGACUUUGAGAAUCAUCCCUGCAAACUCCAGCCACCACAGACAUCUUAAGAAGAACUGCACCUCUGGAAAUGAUUGCAUUAGCAACCCAAUGUGUCAGCUAUAAAAAGAAAAAGAAAGAAACCAAUUUGCUGUUCUAAAUAAUAAUGAUGAUAGCUUUGGCAGUCUUGUUUCU